Epinephelus fuscoguttatus (brown-marbled grouper) is the source of this 1966-nucleotide messenger RNA. RefSeq lists its product as uncharacterized. The transcript has 7 exons. The record is from RefSeq and is a predicted model, not a curated record. The coding region runs from base 240 to 929 and encodes 229 amino acids. Lineage: Eukaryota; Metazoa; Chordata; Actinopteri; Perciformes; Serranidae.
GCUUCCCGGACCGUAGCUGCCUGUCACCGCUCGACAUCACACGGAGGAUUUGCUACAAUGUCAAACAUCCACAAGCAGCGCGAGCUCAUGGCUUCCCCGCGCCACAAUGACAAGCGUCACCGCGUCCUGCUGCUCAUCCUCUAAACACACACCUCCAGUCACUUUUUAUGGGUUUAUUCCAUGUUCCUGGACAGGAUGCGUCUGAGGUCUAUGUGAGUGUGUGAGCCAGGUCGGAGGUCAUGCUGCGGAGGGAAUCUGACUCCCACGGCCUCUUUUCCUCCGGAGAGACGUCUGACAAUGACUGUGAGAUGGGGGCGAGUUGUGGAGAGGUAGAUGUAGUGUGUCUGUGCGAGGCCGGUCCCUGUACACUUUAUUCAGAAGCACACACGCCUACGCCGGACACACUGCUGUGUGAACACUGUGGAAAAAACAGGGUAAUAAUAACCAGGUACUCUGAAGGAUACGGCACAGAGGAGGAGUGUGUACUGUCUGACCCUCAGGGGGAGAGCGAUGCAGAUGCUGAUAUAGAGGAUACAGACUGCAGACUCCAGGAGCCAGGUUCUCUCCAGCGAAUCAGCUCCCGGAGACGUAAGCGUCCGCGGGUAGCGCGGCAAGACACCACGGAGAGCGAGGACGACGGCGGGCGAAGCCACAGAUCACAUCGCUGGAACCUCAGGCUCAGUCCUGACAGAGCACACAGCAGGACCAUACUGGAGGAAAGCAUAUCACAGGUCAGGCCUCUGGUCAUCUGCCGGCCAAACAUGGAGAAACAAAAGAGUCCGGUGGAGCUGCCACAAGGCCCCAAGCGUCUGAUGUCUCUGUGGCCAUCUUCCCUCUCUCUGCCUCUCAUCCUCCUCCUUUUGCUGCCCCUCUCCCUCUCCCUUGUCAUUGUUAUCGUGUCUUUCCUUUUACCGUGGGCCAGCGCUUGACCCAGCAUUUCUGUUUGAGGGGAACAGCUUCAUGACAAACAGUUCCACCAUAGCACAAAAUGGAAACAUAAAUAUGGUGCUUUAUACAGGGUAUAAACGUAUAGAUGUGACCCUCCAUAUUUUAAUGCUUUCCUCCCAGAAUAUACAGAUUUCAAACACCUUUUCAUUUUGGCUUCAUUAACAUCAGCAACGCUUCAGAUACUUUCAUUAUGCGCCUGGUGAUCCAUCCAGAAUCUGUUCAUGAUGGAAACAACAUCAACUCAGCGCACGCUUUUGCCUCAUGAAAUCUCACCUUCUCACUUUCUCACCCCCUCGUUUGUAUAAAUAGCCCUCUCGUCUCGCUCCUUAUUCUAACGAGCCGCAGGAGUGAUACGCGGGGGAAAGGUUUCAGGGCUGCACAGGUACAUUCAAAAAGGGAAAUAACCGGCUCCGUCAUAAAAUUCGAAUAAGAUGAUGCUGCUGAACUAUGCAAUUCUCCUGUUCCUACCGCGGCAUCUUAACUGCUGUUAAAAAGAAGUCUCCAGAUUCUCUGGCACUGUCAUCACCUCCUUGGCCCCUUCCCUUUUCUCUUUGGAUUGCAGGGAGUUAUGAUUCUAAAAUAGAUCAUGACCCAAUUUAAAAAGCAAUAGUAGAAGAGAUCUUAUAUAGCUCAUGAUCUGCAGUGCAUCUGUUGGUUUAAUGAGUGGAUUACAUGUAUUAAUUUACUUGUUGCAGACUGUCUUUUUCUUCCUGGCUGCACACGUGUAUGAUUUUAGUAAAAUAAGCCGACCUCACAAUAAAACAAGCUUUAGUGGUAAUUUAUUAUGUUAAAGCAAUUCAAACACUUAAAACAGUCUUACAGUUGAUUAUUAUGAUGUUUGAUGAUAUUUAUGUUUUAUCUAUAAUGUUAAUUAAGAAAAAAAGUGAGCUUGACAAUCAGUCACACUAGUUAUUCCAAGCUGAAAUAACUGAAAAAAAAAAGACGUGGCUUUUCUGUACCGUAUGUUUAAUGUUACUUUGUUUUUGUAUGUUUUUAAAGUUGUGAUGAUUUUUUUUUU